This is a messenger RNA of Trichoderma virens Gv29-8, 1134 nucleotides long. RefSeq lists its product as uncharacterized. NCBI's taxonomy places the organism in Eukaryota, Fungi, Ascomycota, Sordariomycetes, Hypocreales, Hypocreaceae. Bases 1 to 1134 code for a protein of 377 amino acids. The transcript has 2 exons. The record is from RefSeq and is a predicted model, not a curated record.
AUGCGGCAACACGAAAUUCUAGGCCAGUUAACUCAGCAACUGCUAAACAGUCCAGGAUUUCAAGAACAGCUCUUUUCUGACGCGGCGGACAAGCAAUACUACGUGGCUGGAACAGUAAAUGGGACGGUGGUAGAAGCUCUUCCCGAUACUGGAGCUGAUGGAUGCUUCAUAUCAUCGAAACUAGCCUCUCAUCUUGGCCUUCGUCCUGUUCCGGGUACACAAAAGAGGAUAUCACUUGCUAAUAAUAAGAUCGUUGAAUCUCCUGGGAUGGUAAAAGUGCCGUGGGAGUUCGCCAGGGAGCGAACGACGCACACGAUAACCUGCUGGAUCCUCCCAGGAUGCAUACGUGAUCUAGUCCUAGGAAAUCAUUUUUUACGAGCAACAUAUACUCUGACAAAAUUCCGCAACCGCAUCAAAUCUAAGCUCCUUGGGGUGUCCAAACGACUUUCGUUGAGCUUCUUGGGAAACGAGAAGCAACGUUUGCGAGGAUAUCUCAACGGUCAUUUGGCUACAGCACUCCCAGAUACAGGCUCUGACGCCAUGUUUCUCAAUGGAGAAUUUGCCCGGAAGCUUGGGCUAGAUAUCGACUCCAAUGUCAGAAAUCUGGUUGAAGUCGAACUGGCUGAUGGAUCCACAACCAUGACAAGUGGCAUCGUGCGAGAUGUACAGUGGAAAGUGGGCAAGACGACAGUACAGUGCAACUUUUAUGUACUUGAGGAUCUGUGCGCAGAUAUUAUUCUAAGCAACACCUAUUUGUUCGAUAUGAACAUAUUCUCAGAGCAGGAGAAACACUUUUUCGAUAUCGACUCCGAGGAUCAUUUUAAGAAUUAUCUCUUCCAUUUUUGCAAUCUCCAACUGGAACAACUGGAACAAUGGGAAAAACUGGAAGAGCUCCACAAACGAGAUGAGAAUCGCGACAGAAUAAUGCGGUUGCCUGAAGACCAACAAGAAAAAGCCGCACAAGACGAGAAAGCGCGGCAGCAAUGCUGGGAAGCCUUGAAAAAAGAGCGUAAAGCGAAAUGGGCGGCUGGAUCACAUACGACCAAGGAGAACGUUCAGAAUGGCGGCAGCUUGAUAGGUCGGUUGAAGAAGCGACUCCGUAUAGGUGUUGCUCCGAGGAAGGUAGCAACUUAA